This is a messenger RNA of Aspergillus wentii DTO 134E9, 495 nucleotides long. RefSeq lists its product as uncharacterized. Lineage: Eukaryota; Fungi; Ascomycota; Eurotiomycetes; Eurotiales; Aspergillaceae. The transcript has a single exon. The record is from RefSeq and is a predicted model, not a curated record. The coding region runs from base 112 to 426 and encodes 104 amino acids.
GUUUUUUCCACUGCCGAAAGGGCCGAAGCGGUGGUGGUGACAGACUAGCGCCAAGGCUACCCAAGACGCUAGCCCGCUAGCCCCACCGGCUAAGUCGAUAGCUGGCGAACCAUGAGGCUGGCGGGGCGCUGGAGGGGUGGGGGGCCUAGGGUGGACUGGGUGGGAACCAUGGAAAUCGAGAAUUGUGGGAUCCUCUUUACCCUCUCUGGCACCUUGUCCGAGUGGGAAGUGGAGAGCGUCUCGCCCGUCUUUUUUAUCUUUUUUAUCUUUUUUUGGGCAUAUUUUCUUUUUUUUUUAUUAUCUUCCAGGGGUCUGAGACGUCUGGGACGGAAGAAAUAUCGAUAUCAUGAUUCAAAUCGGGAUCAUCAAAACGAUGACAUCUCUUGGCCUAUUCAUUACGAGUCAUGGGAAUGUAUACUGAUGUAGGAGAAAAAAAAGAAGGUUGUCAAUUUGAAUUCUCAUCCUCCUUCUCUGAUAAUUGCUUUUCCUGCUCCC